CUCCUCCUCCAUAGUCCUCCUUGUUUCCCUCCAUCGCCGCCUUUCUCUCAGUGCUCGGACGUUGCGUUAAGGUGCAGAUCCGAGUCCCGCUCUUGGGGAAAUUUGAGGAAAGUCAGACGACGUAUAACACCUUCAAGGGACAGUAUAAGAAUUUCAAUUGAGACGACAGACAUUUCGCCGCAUUUGUGCAGUUGUUUUGAAACUACAGUAAAAUGGAUCCAAUGACUCAGUCCGCCCAGAUAUCAUCGUCGCAAGGGUUUGCCGAUGGGCAAAAUUCUGCUGCCAAAGAAUCAAAGCUAUCCGAUUCCUUUCUUUCCUCUUCGCCUGUAUCUCUCAUUCAGUCUCCUCAAGACAAAAGAGUCGUCCUGGGCUCCGACAAGCCCUGCGACGGUGUAGCGACAUCCCUUCGCUUUCCUUCUCAACCCGGCUCAUUCACACCUGGUCAUUACGGGAGUGAAGCAGGACCGCCAGAUGAACAGCCGGACUCACCAAUAAAGACAUCUCCUGUUUCGGAGCGAAUAAAGGCCCUAGAGGCUCUUGCUGCCAAAAAGAAGGAACCCGAUUUUAGAAGUGAUGGAGGUUUCUCUCACUUCAGAGAUCGCCACCAUGAAAAAUCUCCCUCUGAGAACCAGAAAUCUUCUAUUGAGACGCAGAAAUCUCUGACUGAGACCCAGAAAUCUCCGUCUGAGACCCAGAAGUCUACCAUCGACUCCCCAAAAUCUCCUUCUGAGACUCAGAGAUCUCCCACUGAGAAAAUUGCGCCAGCUGUCCAGAAAAAAGGUUCUGCUGAUCAGGAGUCACCGGAAUCCCCCUUUGAAGUUCUUGGAGAUUUAAGACAAAUGAAUGAAUUUGAAGAAACAGAAGAGUGGAUGAAGGCUCAUUUACCUCCUGUGCCAGACUUUGAUGCUGCAGAUUUAAUUAAAGGCACCCCAACUUCAGACAGUGUUGCAUCAAAGGAGGAAAAGGAAGCUGACAUAGUUAUACCUGAUGCCCCUGCUGCCUUUGCUGGUGUACCUGAUGCUUUCAUGGAUUCUCCUAUUGAAACUUCGGCACUGAAGAAUGAGUUCAGUGAUGCACAGAAGCAGCCAAGUGUUGAGGAGGAGUCUGAGUUUGACCUUAGUUUUUUGCCCACAGCCUACAUGUGGGAUCAGCAGGAAAAAUCAGGUGUCCCGCCUCAAGCAAAUCUUGAUUCAGAUCUUCCAGCUUCACCUGCACCUCCUGCAGGCUUUGGCCCCCCAUCUCCUCCUGUCUCCCCACCAGUCGACACAAAUACUAAACAGAAUGUUUUGGAUGAGAAGAAGACCACUUGGACCGGAGAUCUGGAACCCCCAGAGGCAAGUGAAGUAGACAGCUCAGGAGAGUCAGACGAUACCGUCAUUGAAGAUGGUUUCACUAUUCCUGCAUCUGCUCCCCAUGCACCUUCUGAUUCAGCAUUUUCAAAUGAUCCUACCACUACCCCUGCUUCAGCAGCUCCCGAUCUUCCCACUGAGGAAAAGGAGACCCCUCCACCAAAGUCGGAGAGGAAGCUGAUGCAGGUUCCGACAAUCAAUGUUAUUGAGACAGAUGAGCCAAAUUACAGUGAAGAGGAGAUGGAAAUGGAGCUUGAAGCAGAGGAAGAUGACGAUUAUGAGAUUGUAAAAGACUCAGCCAGAGAGGUUCCAGAAACCCCAGAACCAGAAUCAGAGGACAGUAACAACGAACCACCUAAGACACGGCCCUUAGAAACUGAAUUUAUGGAAGGCUACUCUCCUCCAUCCUCACCUGUCGACUCUGAUGUUGAAUACACUCCCAAACACAAGAUAAUCAAAUUUCUUCCAGAAACAGUAGACCAGGAAUCUAAGCGUGAGGACCUACCCAGUCCACCUGUUUCGAAGGACUCGUCUGGAUUUUCCCAAUCACAAUCUGAAAUGCCACAGACCACUACCAGUAAAGUAAACAAUGAAAGCUCCCCUUUCACAGUCACAAACGAAGAAGUGGACUUCCCAGACAAUGACGAUGAAUGGUCAGAUGAAGCACAAGAUAUCAUGGUCAAACCUUGCAAGGCUGAUCUUACAUCCAAGGAACCAGUUCCUUACAUUCAAUCCAAAAUGGAAGAAAAAAGCAACACAGCUGUAAAAGAAACUUACAUAGAGACGACUUCCCUUUCUAAAACCAGCUUCAUGCAAGACGAUAUAUAUGACAGACAGUCAUUUGAUUAUGAUUAUGAUGCAUCUUCUCCCCUGGAUGACAUUGAUGACAAAGGGCGAAACAAUGCAAAGGAACGGUUUCUUUGUGAUCCUUCUGAAAUCCACAUUGAAUCACUGAAUACAAGCACUGCACAAAAUGACUUUCCUUCACCAAACGAAGGUGAGACACCAAGCAGCAUCAGUGAUCAAGAUUUCAGCAAGAACAUAACGACUGACAUCGUUUCCGAUAACAUGGCAAAUGUAAACUCCCUCCCAGCACAGAAAACUGAUUCAAAAAUCCAGGGGGACACUAAAGCAGGUCACCAUGCACCUGACACAACAAGGAACCCGGAAAGCAUCGACCUUGACAGGUCGGUUUCUGAGCCUACAGACAGCUUUGUGGAGUUCAUGCGAGAGUGCCUGAAAUCUCGGCAGGAUGAAGAACCUGACAACGUGCACCAAAGUGUACCCUCUGAGGUGGAGCCCUGCAAAAAGGGUUGGCCUCCCUCUCAUUCCCCUCCAACAAUGGUGAUGGAUUUUGAGCAAGAACAGCUUACUAUCAGUGCUCUCAAAGAGCUUGGCAGCAGUCUAGAGGAGGAGGAGGAGGCUGUGGCUGUCCAGUCAAAGGUUUCUGCCCAGGACAAAGCUAACCCCAACGCUGCAUCCUUACAGGAGUCUUCCUUUACCUCAGUUCCCAACCCUCCAUGUUCCCAAAGUGAGCGUGCACCUGACCGCACGUAUUCCAAAGAGGUGGAAGCCAUUGACGAAUGGGUAGCUGAAGCCUAUCAUCUUGCUGAGCAUGUCUUGACAGCAAUACUAACCCACUUAUCAGUGAAGGACCUGAUCCACUGGCGAGACCCCAAGAAGUCGGGCUUGGUGUUCGGCCUGUCCAUGCUGCUGCUGCUGUCGCUGGCGGCCUUCAGCGUCAUCAGUGUGAUCUCCUACCUGCUGCUGGCCCUGCUCUGCGUCACCAUCACCUUCCGCAUCUACAAGUCCGUGGUCCAGGCCGUGCAGAAGUCUACUGAGGGACACCCCUUCAAAGCGCUGAUAGAUAAGGAUGUCAGCAUCCCCCCAGAGACUUUCCGCAAGCACGUGGACGCCAGUCUGACCUACAUCAACCGAGCCCUAAAGCAGAUGAGCCGCCUCUUUCUGGUCGAGGACCUCGUGGACUCCCUAAAGCUGGCCGUGGCCAUGUGGCUGUUGACCUACGUAGGAGCUGUUUUCAACGGAAUCACCAUCCUCAUCCUGGCUGACAUCCUGCUCUUCGCUGUGCCGCCAGUCUACGAGAAGAACAAGACCCAGAUUGAUCAGUACAUCGACCUGGUGCGUAACCAAGUCAACACCACGAUCGCCAAGUUGCAAGAGAAACUUCCCGGAGCUGUGAAGCGCAGCAAAACCGAAUGAUCAACCCCCUCUCCAUUAAAAAAAACAAACAAACAAAAAAAAAAAACCGUUCACCAUCAUCCUCAUCUCCAUCACAACCUGAAACCCCCUCCUUACCUUCCCCAUACCGCUCUCCAGUUAACCCCCUACCUCAGUCUAACUGCCCCUCCUUACUCCAUCUACCAUCACCACCCAACUACACUGAACCUUGCUAGGUAGAAAAUCUCUCAGCUACUCGAUAUUCAAUGUAAAACUACUGCGCAGCUUAACUUGCAAGCAUUAGAAAAGAACUGCGCCUGUGCAGACAGGAAGCACAUCGCUAGCGAGGAAGUGAUGUAACGCCGCGGAUGGACAUCCAGUCCCCUCCCCACUCCCGCUCCCACACCCCCUAACCCCAACCCUACCAAUCUGCGGGCGUGCCACAGGGGAAUGGAGGCAGGGUCGAGUGAACUAGACUGAAUCUAUGACCUGGUUUGGUCGCGUCCAGUGAGCAGGGGUGUUGGGAGGGGGGGGGCGGGGGGCAGGAGGUGCUGGGGGAUGAGAGGGGGAGGGUGUUGUACGAUGGCUGUUUAUGUCACCAAAAAGCAAAUGUCUGUACUUUAAAACCACACAUUUCCCUGAACGUACGUGGAUAAUUGAAGCUGGAAAACGUUGAAGAAAAACAGAAAUGUUUAAAAAAGGAAAAAAAAAAAAAAAGGGGGAAUGAAACCAACCUUUCGGGAGUUAUUGUGGAUAGCGUGGGUAGUCUUAUCCCGCUCUUUCUUUUUUUUUUUUUUUGCUCCACAGCUUGUUGUAUGGAUAGAAAUGAGUUCAUUUUUAGGAGCCGGUAAUGGGUGUGCUGUUAUUGAUCGGCCUGUUAUCGGAGUUUGUUUCCAUUCACCUCACAGGCACUUCUGUAUGUAAGUUUCUGCAAUGCACUGAACUUUUAUUUUUUGAAACAUCCAUCAGCAGGUUGAAAUCAUAAUAAUAAUAAUAAUAAAAAGGAUUGGAACACUGA
This is a messenger RNA of Toxotes jaculatrix (banded archerfish), 4545 nucleotides long. RefSeq names its product reticulon 3 (gene rtn3). Bases 213 to 3569 code for a protein of 1118 amino acids. Gene Ontology annotation, biological process: endoplasmic reticulum tubular network formation; brain development; neuron differentiation. Gene Ontology annotation, cellular component: neuron projection; postsynaptic density. The record is from RefSeq and is a predicted model, not a curated record. The transcript is spliced from 9 exons. NCBI's taxonomy places the organism in Eukaryota, Metazoa, Chordata, Actinopteri, Toxotidae.